GGGCUGAUAGGAAAUAAAAAUUGCAUUGGGUUGAGUGGUCACAAAUGGCACAUCCUAAUAAUAAAUGAAUUUUAAGUCCUCCCAGUUGGCUUCUGCUUCUGCUGAUGCUCUUUAACACCGCCCCCCAUACCUGUAAUCCAAUACAAAAUGUCUCCUCCUCCUCUGCAUAUGCAAGGAGUGAGUAGGUACAUAUAAUAUACAAAUACCAUAGGAAAAGAAAACUAUAAUGGAUGAGUAGGAGUACCAACAUUGGGUGCUUUCUUCUCGUUUCAAACAAUUGAUUGGUCUCAGAUAAGAGUUGGUAGAGGCUUAUCAUUCUGCCUUGCCCUUUACUUUUGUUUACCGCUUCCAUUUUUUGUGCUGGAGCUUAUCAUCAGGUUAGAAGAAGCAGCAUUGUUCAGCAUUCAUAUAGGUUUUGUCCAGAUCUGAGAAAACCCAACAAAAUUCUGCUCUGUUUCCACCUGAUUGGAGGGUCAGCACUAGAAUGUGUUUAGGCGAGGAGCAUCGGAGCGAGCCCAUUUCAUGUUUUCCAGAUACCCAACAUUAAGAAUAGGAUGAAUCAGCAGAGGACAAGUAUGAGUGAUAUGGAGGAAUUCCUGCGGAACUUGGGACGUUUUAGGCUGGUGUUAGUGGUUAUGGUUGUGGUUGCGUUUGUGAGUGAGAGCAAGGGUGAACCCACAGGGGAUAAGCAAGCGUUGCUGGAUUUCUUAAACAAAGUUCCUCAUGGGAGAAAGCUCAACUGGCAAGCCAAUAGCUCUGCGUGCAACAAUUGGGUAGGAAUAGCCUGCAAUUCAAAUCAAGAUCGGAUCUUGGCUGUUCGGUUGCCGGGUGUUGGGCUGUACGGAGAGAUUCCUUCGGGCACUCUGGGGAAACUGACGGAGCUGAGAGUGUUGAGUCUAAGGGCCAAUCGACUUUCUGGCUCAUUGCCUCCAGACUUUGCAAACUUGAAGCAGCUGAGCUUCGUAUAUCUGCAGGGCAACAAUCUUUCUGGUCCCUUGCCCCGUGCUUUAACUUCUCUGGUAAGCUUGCAAGUUCUUGAUCUCUCUUUUAAUCGGUUUAGUGGCGUCAUACCGAUUUCCUUCAACCGUCUUACACAGCUUACAGUUUUGUAUUUGCAAAACAACUCUCUUACAGGCACUAUUGCCAAUCUCAGUCUCCCUGCUAUAGCGACGAUUAGUGUGGCUAAUAACCAUUUGAAUGGUUCAAUACCCAAAUCUUUGCAGAAUUUUCCCAAAUCAUCAUUCCAAGGGAAUGAUAACCUUUGUGGUACUCCAUUGGCUCAGUGUUUACCAUUGUUUCCAUCUCCAACUCCUCCAUCUGAAUCACCUGCAUUGUCCCCUCAUGUUAACCCUACAAAUAGAAAAUCAAAGAAAAUUACUACAGGAGCACUUGUAGCAAUAGCAAUAGCUGGUAGUAGUUUGGUAUUUGUGAUCUGUGUUGCUCUCUUGCUUUGUUUGUUGAGGAAGCAGCGGUCUGGAUCCUCAAAUAAGGGGCAAAAAGAUGAAAGGUCAGUAGAGAAGGCAAGCUCCUCCAAGGAUAAGGAUGACUAUAUGGUCUCUGCACAAGAGGCCGAAAGGAACAAACUCGUAUUUUUUGAGGGAUGUAUAUAUACAUUUGAUUUGGAGGACCUUCUUAGGGCGUCGGCUGAAGUUUUGGGGAAGGGAAGUGUUGGAACAACUUACAAGGCAGUAAUGGAAGAUGGCACUACUGUUGUUGUGAAGCGACUGAAAGAUGUGGUAACUGGACGCAGAGAGUUUGAGCAGCAAAUGCAAAUGGUGGGAAGGGUUCGCCAUAGAAAUUUGGUUGCUUUGAGGGCCUUCUACUACUCUAAAGAUGAAAAGCUCAUUGUCUAUGAUUAUAUGCCGGCUGGCAGUUUAUCAGCUCUUCUGCAUGGUGGGAGAGGUGCGGGAAGGGUUCCUUUGGAUUGGGUUACACGGGUAAAGAUAGCCUUGGAUGCAGCAAGAGGCGUGGCUCAUAUUCAUGAAGAAAAACUGAGCCAUGGAAACAUUAGAUCUUCUAACAUCCUGCUUAGUGCUGACAUGGAUGGAUGUAUAUCUGACUUUGGUGUAGCUCCUUUGACAAGCAUACCUACUGCUUCCACUCGCAUUGCAGGAUACAGAGCUCCAGAGGUAAUGGAAACAGGCAAAGUCUCACAGAGGGCUGAUGUUUAUAGCUUUGGGGUUCUGCUCCUGGAGCUUCUCACAGGUAAAGCUCCAACUCAGGCUUCCAUGAACGAGGAGGUCAUUGAUUUGCCAAGAUGGGUUCAGUCAGUGGUCCGUGAGGAGUGGACAGCCGAAGUAUUUGAUGUGGAACUGAUGAGGUAUCAUAAUAUCGAAGAGGAGAUGGUCCAAAUGUUACAGAUUGCCAUGGCCUGUGUUGUUAGAAUGCCUGAUCAGAGGCCCAAAAUGUCAGAGGUGGCUAGGAUGAUUGAGGAAGUCAGACAAUUUGAUACAGAAAACAGACCAUCUUCUGAAGACAAAUCCAAUAAUCAAACUCCCUCUGAUAGGAACACACCUGGUGUUACACCUUAAAAUCUUAUAUUCUGCUGCAUUCCUUAUUCUUAAUGCAUCACAUAUUUAACAGAGGAUUGCAGCCUGCGCUUUCCUUCUCAGGACUCUUCCUACAUAAUCAUUAAACAGUAACACUGGUAUUUUUGUCCACUGCAAAUAUUUUGCAAGGACGUCUGAUUUAUCAAUUUAUUUGUUAGUGAAAAGAGCUCUCAGCAUUGUGUCUCAAUGCAGCUGAGUUCAAAAAUUCAUUGGAUGUGAUUUGUUGACAUUGAAUAAGAGGCAUUAUGAGUUUGAAUUUGCCAGUAGGAGUUCCAUGAGAGGUGUGCUGUGAAGGAACAUUCAAUAUGCAGAUUUGUAAUUAAUUGUAGCACAAGCAACAUGGAUUGUUUCUAAGUAAUUUGUAAAAUGUUUCCUUGUUAUUUUUGACUGCCUUUUCAAAUGUAAUUGAUGCAUACGAUUCAAUACAAGUUGUUUCGAUCCAAGGCCUCUUCUGAGUAUUAUCUA
Molecule: messenger RNA, 3014 nt
Organism: Cryptomeria japonica (Japanese cedar)
Lineage: Eukaryota; Viridiplantae; Streptophyta; Pinopsida; Cupressales; Cupressaceae
Product: probable inactive receptor kinase At2g26730
Exons: 2
Coding region: 555-2531 (658 amino acids)
Biological process (GO): protein phosphorylation
Molecular function (GO): protein binding; protein kinase activity; ATP binding
Source: RefSeq, a predicted model, not a curated record